Messenger RNA from Eimeria mitis, 759 nucleotides. RefSeq lists its product as uncharacterized. The transcript has a single exon. The coding region runs from base 1 to 759 and encodes 252 amino acids. NCBI's taxonomy places the organism in Eukaryota, Apicomplexa, Conoidasida, Eucoccidiorida, Eimeriidae. The record is from RefSeq and is a predicted model, not a curated record.
AUGCUGCUCAGGCUGCUGUUGCUGCUGCUUCUGCUGUUUCUGCUGCAGCAGAUACAGCAGCAGCAGCAGCAGCAGCAGCAGCAGGAGGAAGAGACAGAAGAAGCAGCAGCAACAGAUAUCUACUCUCGUCUAGGAGAGAAGCAGCAGCAGCAGCAGCAGCAGCAGCAGCAGCAGCAGAAGGAGACAAAGAAAAAGAAAAAGAAGGAGACAGUGAUAGAGAAAGAGAAGGAGACAGAUAUAGAUAUAGAGACAGAUACAGAGAAGGAGACAAAGAAAGAGAAGGAUAUAUAUAUAGAGAAGGAGACAGAGAAAGAGAAAGAGAGAGAGAAAGAGAAAGAGAAAGAGAAAGAGAGAGAGAAGGAGACAGAUAUAGAGAAGAAGGAGACAGAUAUAGAGACAGAGAAGGAGACAGAUAUAGAGGAAGAGGAAGAGAUAUAUAUUAUAGAGAAGGAGACAGAGAAAGAGAAGGAGACAGAUAUAGAGAAAGUGAAUACAGCUAUAGGUAUAGAGGAGAUAGAUAUAGAGAAGAAAGAGACAGAGACGGAGACAGAGAAAGAGAAAGAGAAGGAGACAGAGAAAGAGAAGGAGACAGAGAAAGAGGAGACAGAGAAAAAGAUAGAGAAAGAGAAAGAGAAAGAGAAAGAGAAGAAAGAGGAGACAGAUGGGGAGGAGACAGAAACGGAGGAGACAGAUACAGAGGAGGUAAGGAAAGGAAACAAAAAAAAAAAAGCAGACAGAAAGAGACAGAAAGAGAAAUAA